Messenger RNA from Cloeon dipterum, 1804 nucleotides. Its product is annotated as thyrotroph embryonic factor-like. The record is from RefSeq and is a predicted model, not a curated record. The transcript is spliced from 7 exons. Gene Ontology annotation, cellular component: nucleus. The coding region runs from base 384 to 1205 and encodes 273 amino acids. NCBI's taxonomy places the organism in Eukaryota, Metazoa, Arthropoda, Insecta, Ephemeroptera, Baetidae. Gene Ontology annotation, biological process: regulation of transcription by RNA polymerase II. Gene Ontology annotation, molecular function: DNA-binding transcription factor activity, RNA polymerase II-specific; RNA polymerase II cis-regulatory region sequence-specific DNA binding.
AGUUGGCCCAAUUACCAAUUUUUAAUCGCAAAAUUACGCAGUAACGUGGUUCCCCCACACUCGGCGAGAGUCAUGUGACUGCAUAUUAGAUAGACCGCGGCUGCCCCUCCGAAAGUUUGUCCAUCAGUGUGGCUUCCCCAGUCCCGUCCAGAGCUCAAUUUCAAUAGACCCUUAGUUUGCAACCUCCGCUUCGUCGAUUGCAGUCGCAUGAGUUGGAAUUCAGGCGCGUCGAAACAGCAAGUCGGCUAACAAACAGUUUGGAUUUUUUGUCGGAAUAAAGCUCCUAAAAUUUACGUGCUUCAUUUCGUCAUAAAAAUAUUUUGCUCGCAUUCAACUGGGGAACGCUUUUGUAAUUCAGCAUACAAAAUUUAGUGUGCUGGAGGAUGGAGGAGGUUCCGGACAUCCGACACCAGUUGAAUCAGCUGGCGCAACUGCUGAUGAUGGACUCGACAUUGCCCAGUGUUGACUCGAUUCACCAACAGCAGCAUGGGAAAUUUGGGGACAAGUGUAAGGACGACGUCACCGACGAGUGGUCCAAUUUUGAAGCGCAAGCAGCAUUCCUCGGGCCCAACAUUUGGGAAAAAGGCGCCGGACUGGGAAAUGAUAUCCAACUCGGCGACCAGUAUGUCGACCUGGAUGAGUUUUUGAACUCCACGUGCAUCAGCAGCGGAAACCAGCAGCAAUCGCGGGCCGAGACGCCUGACGAGAGCUUGGAUGGCCGGCAGUCUUCAGCUUCUAUGCAGUCAGAGGAUUCAGCAAAGCCUGAGGAAGAGCAGGAUGACAAAGAGGAAUCAGUAAAGGACGAGGAACUGUCCGAGCCACCGUCCCCUGCACAGUCUACUUCAUCAAACGACUCUGACGACUCAUAUCACCCACCCCCGAGCAAGCGUUCCCGACGAGCGAAUGUUGAUUACCGCAAGAAACUUUCAAACGUUGACCUGAAGCCAGCGCCUGUCGUGAAGAAGUCGCGCAAACAGUUUGUGCCCGACGACCUGAAGGACGACAAGUACUGGGCUCGCAGGCGCAAGAACAACCUGGCCGCCAAGAGGUCAAGGGACGCGCGCAGGGCUAAAGAAAACCAGAUAGUCGUCAGGGCUGGCUACCUUGAGGAUGAGAACACAGCGCUCAAAGAGGAGAAUGAAAAGCUGAAGAACGAGAAUAAGAAGCUGCGUGCAGAGCUGGCUAAAUACAAUAAGAAGAUGUAGUUAUAGUGUUAGCAGUUUAUCAUAAUUUAUCAGAGCUUUUAGUGUAUGACCAUGAUCAAAUUGAUGCAAUUCGCACCACACCCAGUUUAAAUGAGCGAAAAGUUCCCAUUUGUUGUGAAAAUUUAAACAUUGUUUUGCAACCCGCAAUAGUUUUGAAGCUGGCUUCAAAAAUUUCAUCGUUUUGUAAAGCUAUUUUUACGACGUCUUGGUGCAUUUUCCGUUUCAGUUGUUUUUCUACAUUGCUGUUUGCACGUCUAAGUCUAUGGUUGUGUUUCUGGAGCACUAUUAUUCUCCUUUCAUUGUUGCUACCUUGUUAAAAUUUCGUGUCAAUUCAAUCAAUUUUUAAGCUCUGCUGACCAGUACGUACAAAAAGUCAGGCUAUUGUAAGCGAUAAGAGUUGUAUAUCGUUUGCCUUCAUUGUGAAGCUAAUCAUGUAUUAGAACAUAGAGGAAACAAAUUUUACUUUGUUUUUUAAUAUUGCUGUGUUCCAAACACACAUGUUGAUUGGAUAAAAUGUUACAUUUUAUCAUAUAUUACGAAAGGUGUAGAUUGGAAAGUGUAUUUUGGAAAAUAUUAAAGAGGACUUAUUUACUAAAGAG